AUGGAGAACCUCUGUAUACCUUUCCGCCAUUGUUACAGCUCCUUGUUUCUUCAUCAGUCACAGCAAAAACAUCUUAGUAAUUGUUCUUCGGCUUGUUUCUCUCUGGACAUCAAACAUGCGUCGUUUGAAACUACACCAAUCUCAGUUUCUCUUGAACCGUCGUCUUCAAGUUGGGAUCUUUUAUCCCAUGGAUGCGAUAAUUUGGUUUCUGUUAAAGCUACUCAUGCUCGGAUGAUAAGGUUGUUUGAUCGAUUCGACUUGGAGUUUAUCGCCAAGUGUUUGAUCUCUCGUUACCUUGAAUUCGGAGAAGUUGGGUAUGCUAGUGUUGUUUUCUUCCUGGGUUUUCCUCGGAAUCAAGUUUCAUGGAGGGAUUUCUUGGAAGAAAUCGAGAAUUUCGGAGCAGAGAAGUAUAGGGUUUUAGAGGAAUUUGUUCAGCUACAGAACAAUGGAGUCAAUUUCGAUGAAGUGGUUCUCGCUAUGGUUUUGAGAAUUUGUACUGUUCUAAUGAAUCGGUUUCUGGGUUUCACUAUCCAUGGCGGUUUGAUCAAGAGAGGACUUGGUGAUUUAGACACACGCUUGGUUUCUGCAUUGAUGGGUUUCUAUGGAAGAUGUGCGAGUUCGGAUAUCGCUAACAAGAUAUUCGAUGAAAUGCCUGAAAGAGAUGAUCUCGCAUGGAACGAGAUUACGAUGGUCAAUUUGCGGAGUGGGAGGUGGGAAAUGGCUGUGAAACUGUUCAGGGAGAUGCAGUUUUCUGGUGCAAAAGCUUAUGAUGGAACAAUUGUUAAGCUUUUGCAAGUUUGUAGCAACGAGGGAGGUUUAGCAGAAGGGAGACAGAUUCAUGGGUAUGUUCUGAGACUUGGGUUUGAAUCAAAUGUGUCGAUGUGUAACUCCUUGAUUGUCAUGUACUCAAGGAAUGGCAAGCUUGAAUCAUCCAGGAAGGUUUUCGAUUCGAUGAAAGACCGGAAUUUGUCUUCGUGGAACUCGAUUGUAUCGAGUUAUACUGCAUUUGGUUAUGUAGACGAUGCUAUGGGUCUUCUGGAAGAAAUGGAGAGAUGUGGUCCGAAACCAGAUAUAGUCACAUGGAACUCUCUUUUGUCAGGUCAUGCUUCUAAAGGCGGCUUAUCUGGAGAUGCCAUUGCGAUAGUGAAGAGAAUGCAAAUUGCUGGUCUGAAACCAAACACUAGCUCCAUAAGUAGUCUUCUUCAAGCUAUUGCUGAACCAGGGCUUCUUAAACUUGGAAAGGUAAUUCAUGGAUACGUAAUAAGAAAUCAGCUUUGGUACGAUGUGUAUGUAGAAACCACAUUGAUCGACAUGUAUGUGAAAACUGGCUGCUUGCCUUACGCCCAAAUGGUUUUUGAUAAAAUGGAUGAGAAGAACAUUGUUGCUUGGAAUUCUCUCGUCUCGGGGCUUUCAUAUGCGGGUCUGCUAAAAGAUGCUGAAGCUUUGAUGAGUAGAAUGGAGAAGGAAGGGAUCAAACCUGAUGAUGUUACAUGGAACAGUCUGGUUUUUGGGUAUGCGACUUUGGGAAAAACUGAGAAAGCUUUGACUGUGAUAGGGAAGAUGAAAAAGAACGGGGUAGCGCCUACUGUGGUUUCAUGGACUGCCAUUUUAUCGGGAUGUACCAAAAAUGGAAACUUCAGGAAUGCUCUCAAAGUUUUCAUCAAAAUGCAGGAAGAAGGUGUCUGCCCAAACUCAGCUACCAUAUCCAGCUUGCUUAGUGUAUUAGGUUGCUUGAGUCUAUUAUACAGUGGCAAAGAGGUUCACAGCUUCUGUUUGAAGAACAAUUUGAUCCGUGACGCAUAUGUUGCUACUGCACUUGUAGAUAUGUACACAAAAUCAGGGGAUCUGCGAAGCGCGUCUGAGGUUUUCUGGGGCAUUGAGAACAAACCGCUGGCUUCUUGGAACUGCAUGAUCAUGGGUUAUGCCAUGUUUGGGCAAGGUGAAGAAGGGAUCGCGGUUUUCAAUAGGAUGCUUGAAGCAGGCAUGGAAUCGGAUGCUAUAACAUUUACCUCUGUCUUGUCUGUCUGUAAGAACUCGGGACUUGUCCGCGAAGGGUGGAAAUACUUUGAUCUUAUGAGGUCCCAUUAUGGUGUAAUCCCAACUCUUGAACACUGCUCUUGUAUGGUAGAUAUGCUUGGGAGGUCUGGUUAUCUUGAUGAAGCCUGGGACUUCAUUCAAACAAUGCCAUUAAAACCGGACGCAACAAUUUGGGGUGCAUUUCUGUCAUCUUGUAAGAUCCACAGAGACCUAGAACUCGCGGAAGUCGCUUGGAAGAGGCUGCAAGUGCUGGAACCGCACAAUUCAGCUAACUACAUGACGAUGAUUAACUUGUACAGUAAUUUGAACAGAUGGGAAGAUGUUGACCACAUACGGGGCUCGAUGAGGAAUCACAGGGUGAGAAUCCAGAAUCUUUGGAGCCGGAUUCAGAUUGAUCAAACAGUUCACAUCUUCUAUGCGGAAGGAAAAGCACAUCCUGAUGAAGGAGAGAUAUACUUUGAGCUGUACAAAUUAGUCUCGGAGAUGAAGAAAUCAGGUUAUGUGCCAGACACAAGCUGUAUACACCUAAACGUAAGUGAAUCAGAGAAAGAGAAGUUGCUUAUGGGACAUACGGAGAAGUUGGCAAUAACAUAUGGACUCAUCAAGAAGAAAGGCUUAGCUCCUAUAAGAGUGUUCAAGAACACAAGUAUAUGUUCCGACUGUCACACCGUAGCAAAAUACAUAUCGGUUUUGAGAAACCGCGAGAUUUUCUUACACGAGGGGUCUCGAGUUCAUCAUUUUAGAGACGGCAAAUGUUCCUGUAAUGACUCCUGGUAA
Messenger RNA from Arabis nemorensis, 2814 nucleotides. Lineage: Eukaryota; Viridiplantae; Streptophyta; Magnoliopsida; Brassicales; Brassicaceae. The record is from the annotation of a GenBank genome assembly.